AUGGAGAAUUGCAAAAGUUCUUGGAAUCUCUUCAAAUUCGCCAAUGAACAUAAUAUGUUGAGACUGUUUCAAAGAUACUUGCUUAUUAUUAAUGAAGUGGAAUUCUCCGAUUUCCUGGAGGAGAUUAAAAUGUACAAUUUGUUUGUUAACAAUGAGGUUUGGAUAGCUCGUCGGAGUUUAACAGAUUACAAACUCUAUUCACCAUACAAAAUUAAAAAUGAUACGGAAAUGAUUUUAGAAUAUGGUGGUAGAUGGAGUGAAAAAUCUGGAUGGAAUCGCAUGGAAUUGUUGCCCACCUCUACCAGAAGAAAAGAUCUCAAAUUUCUUCCUUUCAAAUUCGGUAUAGUCUUAGACGAUUUGAACACUCUGAAUCACCUAUAUGAUUUCAGAUAUCCAGAAAUAGAUUUAUUCUCUAAACAAACGAUCGGUCCAGUUUCCACUCUAUUCGAUUACUGUAAUAUGUCAGUAACUUUAGUUCGUACGAACACGUAUGGUUACUACAUAAAAGAAACCGAUUCGUGGAACGGACUGAUCGGACAAAUUAUGACCGGCGAAUUUAACGUUUUUAUAGGAUCGUCGAUGGUUUUCAGCACGAACAGAUUAAGUGUAGUCGAUUUCCUCACUAUGCUGAAUCCUUUAGAAGUUAUUUUUGUGUAUAGAAAAGCGCCGUUAUCGAACGUAAAGAACAUAUUCUUUGUUUCAUUUAAAAAGCAGCUUUGGUAUGCUCUGUUUGGUUUGUUGGCCAUUUUAGGAAUUGGUUUUUAUUUGGUUCUUAAAUUUGCUGAACUUGUUAAAGAUAAAUAUACUGUUUCUGAUGCAGUAUUGUUAGAUUUGGAAAUGCUAUGUCAGCAAGGAACCAUGUUCGAGCCUCGCAGUCUUUCCUAUCAAAUCCUGAUGUUCUUUGGACUCACAGCUCUGAUGACCACCAAGAAAUUUGAUUCUAUCCAGGAUCUUUACAACAGCAGAUUCAAAGUCAUUGCUCAUAAUACUUCUUACAUGAAGUUCAUAUUGAGUGGGACAAGAGAUAAGUUUUUGAACCAAUUUUACGAGUUAAAAAUCGGUUACGAUAGUCCAUUUGUAUCGAAGGAGAAUUGCGUUGAAAAGCUGCGUCAAGGUGGUACAGCUAUUUUCGGGGAGGUGUUGAUAUUGUAUAAUCUUGCUACCAAAUACUACACGGAGCGCGAAUUGUGUAGUUUGCAAGAGAUGAUCGGCUUUGUGAAAACCGGAAUCGGAUAUAAUCCGUUACCGAAAGGCACCCCAUUCAGAAAAAUGUUUCGAAUUGCGUAA
Messenger RNA from Nicrophorus vespilloides, 1287 nucleotides. RefSeq lists its product as uncharacterized. Gene Ontology annotation, cellular component: membrane. The transcript is spliced from 8 exons. Lineage: Eukaryota; Metazoa; Arthropoda; Insecta; Coleoptera; Silphidae. Gene Ontology annotation, molecular function: glutamate-gated receptor activity. Bases 1 to 1287 code for a protein of 428 amino acids. The record is from RefSeq and is a predicted model, not a curated record.